AUGAGACAAUAACAAGCUCAUAUUUAGACUCUCUAAACUAUGGCAGCUAGACUCAGCUCAACAAUCUCACAUAGGAGGUCUGUAAUGAAUGAUAGUUAGCAAAUCUACAAUAAACAACAAAAUCUUUCAGUUAACCAAUCCUUUAACAGUCCAAAAAUCAUAUCCAACCAUUAAUCAUUUAUUAUUUCAUAGCGAGCAAAUUAAAGUAUCAGAGACAAUGUUUAAAGCGUUCAAUGUGCAUCUCCAUCUUUAAGAAUAAAAACAGAGAUAAUAGAGAAAGAGGAUAAGAAAUAACAAUAAUUUAUUGAUGCAACUAUGAAAUUAUUGGCGCAAAACGAGAAAUUAGAAAAAUUAAUUUGUGAAUAAAAUGAAAUGCUAGCAUACUAUAAAUAGGACAAGCAGGAAUUAGAAUUUUAAAUAAAGAGAUUAUCACAGGAAAUUAUAUUUCUCAAAGAUACAAACUAAAAGAGAGUAAUGGCUUUAGAGAGGGAGUUAAAGUAGGUUAAAGGAAAAUCUUAACAUUAACCUAAAAAAUUUCUUAGAUGA
Paramecium tetraurelia is the source of this 546-nucleotide messenger RNA. RefSeq lists its product as uncharacterized. The transcript has a single exon. The record is from RefSeq and is a predicted model, not a curated record. Lineage: Eukaryota; Ciliophora; Oligohymenophorea; Peniculida; Parameciidae.